AUUUACAAAAACCACUAGCAAUUUGAAGAUAUACUCAAAUAUAGUUGUUUUUGAAAAACUAGUGUAGACAAACAGUUUGGUGCUUCGUAUGAGUGUUCCAAAAGGUUUUGCAAAUCCUUUCAAUUACCAUGGCGAUGUUAACCGGCAAGAGUCUCCGAGCAGUAAUUCUGCUCUGCGCAUUCUCGCAAAAUUGGUGUCAAAAUUCUACGGACCUUCCAAUGCAGGGCAACUCAACCACAGAACUCAUACCCACCCAAUCUCCGAACAUGACCAAUACCAAAAACUACGAUUACCUGAUGAAGGUGUUGUUCAACAUUCAGGAAAAUAAGAUAGCAGAUUUCUUAGUAAACACCACGUUCACUAACAUGCCAAAGAAUGUUAUCACUGUCAGUGAUAUCGUUCAACUUUAUGGCUUAGGUAAUAUAAGCCUGUGUUCUACAAACGCCGCGCUAGUAACUUUAAAUAUAAACCCGGCCAACCUCCUCAGCAUUAACGGCUUAGAAGUAAUUCUGAAAGAAUUCCAAAUCACGUUCAAAAAUUUCUAUGAAGAGAUUUUUUCCAUCAAGUUGAAUAUUUCCGGGCUUCCACUGAGGAACUUUAUUACAGCGCUUGGUAUAAAUAAUGGGGAGUUCACAAGCGCCAUGAGCUACAACGAUCCAGAUCCAUUUGAAGAAUUCAAAAAGGGAAACUUCUCUAAGGAAUCCAUCGAUGCAGCUCUCAACGGAACGGGAAAAACUUUAGAGGAUUUGUUUGCAGCCUGUAGGGAUAUGUUUCUUUCCAAGGUGGUUACGCUGGAAACUGAUGAACUUUUAGGGGUUUUGAAAAAGUAUGACUUUGCGCAAGAGAAAGCAGUUCAACUCUGGCACUACUUGAAUAUAUCAACUGAAGAUGUAAAUGCAAUUCCAGUAUUUGAAAACCUUUUGGCACAGGCUAUUUAUGAACUGAACCAAAAAACUUAUUUAGGAGUUCUGAUGAAAGAAAGAAGCAUUGCCAUCAACAAAAAGGUGUUCGACCUCUGGAAAAAUCGACCUAUGUCAAAGAUAUAUGCGCAAUCAAUUGAUAAAUCUAUUACGUUAGAAAUUGAACAAAAGCAGUUACCUUCAAGGUUCAACAACAUAAUCAUUCUCGGAAUAAAUGGUAUUUACAAUGGAGCAAUCGCUGAUGUGGGAACAACCCCAAAACUAAUCAGAAACUGUACAUUCAUCACCUUGCAAAAUGGCACUGUGGUGUCAAUGGACGUGCACGUGGCAAACUAUGUUUUCCCAAAUUUCGAAAUCACUUCAAAUUUAACAGAGGCAGAAUUUGUCGUAGGAAGUCCGUUAAUUUGUCAGAAUGAGAUAUAUGGCCUUGCUGCAGAGUUACUCGAAUCGGACACUGUGGUUUUUGAAUCUUUCAUUAUCAAGCCUCAUAUGACAUCAUCAGCUUUAAGUAAAGUGUUCAAUAGAUGUCUAGUACUUGUCAGUAUUAUAGGUUUACACUUGAGUUAUUAAUGAAAAUGGUAUUUCAAGAUUAAUAAAGGUGUGUAGAGUAGGAUCAAAGUUACCCUACAAAAAUAUUUUAAACAGUUGAUUAGCCAAAAAACUAUUAGAUUUGUCUUCCUUACACAAAUUAAAAUUAUGUACCUUCAUUCAUUUGGUCAAAAAUAAGCUCCAAGGACUCAAGGAUUUGUAAAUAUCAAUUACAAAAUUAUUCAAAACUCUCUUGAGUUUAUCUCAAUAAAUAUUCAGAAUGCUCAUCACUCACUGUUUAUUGAUGGAAUAAAUAUAAUAGUACCUAAAAAGUAGUUCAGAAAAACCCAACUGUGUUUUCAACUGAGUUCACGUUGCAGCAAGAUGAGGCAUCUUCUCAUUAUAAUAGGCUGGAGGCUGGUUCAAGUGUAUCCUUCAAAGGAAAUUUGGGAAAUAGUAGAUAAAUACAUAUUUUAUUUUCCUUCGAAUGUUAUGAUACAACAAAAAUAUAUAUGAAGACACCGUGGGAAACAUCAGAACCACAAAUGUUCAUAAUUUUAAAUCAAUAUAUGUAAAAAAUGUUAAAACAUUCUACAUUAGAACAUAUACUUGAGACAAAAUAAAAUAUAAUUAGAUAAUUAAAAUUC
This is a messenger RNA of Leptinotarsa decemlineata (Colorado potato beetle), 2095 nucleotides long. RefSeq lists its product as uncharacterized. The record is from RefSeq and is a predicted model, not a curated record. Lineage: Eukaryota; Metazoa; Arthropoda; Insecta; Coleoptera; Chrysomelidae.